AUGCCCCCCACCCCCCAAACAACAAAGCUAACCUCAACCCUCCACCUCCUCAUCCCACGACUCCGGCUCCUCCAAAAGAAAUCCACCGCCAGCUCCGUAAUUCAACGCCGUGAACUCUCGCAGCUGCUGGCCGAGAACAAGGACGCGAGCGCCCGCAUCCGUGUCGAAAAUGUCAUCGCCACCGAUAUCGCCAUCGAAGUCAUGGAGAUGGUGGAGCUGUACUGCGAGCUGAUUCUGGCGCGGGCGAACGUGCUGGACCAGAAUGCUUUCAGUGAGAAGGGUGUGGAGGCUCGGAACCGGGCGAAGGAGGCGUGGGUGGAGAUGAGACGGAAAGAGCAGGGGUUGGGAGCUGGUUCCGGGUCUACGCCUGGUGCGGGUGAUGCUGCGGGUGGGAAGAAAUUGGGGUUCGGGUUCGGGGCGAUUUUCGGUGGAGGGUCGAAGAGGGAGGAGGAUACGGUGUCUGCGUCGUCAACUGUGGGGGUGCAGAAUAUCGGGGAUGGGGCGUAUAUUGAUUCGGCGCUCGAUGAGGCCGCGGCGGCGAUCUUCUAUGCGUAUCCGCGGUUUCCGUCUGAUGUGAGGGAGUUGACCAUCCUGAGGGGACUGUUGGCGGAUCGGUAUGGGAAGGAGUUUAUGACGCUGGCGCAGGAUGACCGGUUUCCGGAGGCGGAUGGGUUGAGGGUGCCGGAGAGGUUGGUGAAGGGCUUGCGGGUGCGGCCCCCAUCUCAGGAGUUGGUGGAGAGUUAUUUGAGGGAGAUUGCGAGGGCGUAUGGGGUUUCGUGGGGAGGGGAUCCGGAGGAGCUGGGGGAUGCGCCGGCGGAGUUUGUGGAUGAUGAUGAUGACGAUGCUACUGCUGGGGGUGAUUUGCCGGUGACACCACGGAAGGAGGGUCGGCGGGCUGAUGUCGAACGGAGGAUGUCCGAGACGGCGGAGUUGAAUCGUGCGACGCCGCCCAAAGGGCUGCAGUCUGGAAAGAGUCCGGUCAGUGUUGCGCCGCCGGGACCCCGGUCUGAUAAUCCGAAUCCGCGCGUGAAGGUUCCAGAUGGGAAUGGGAAGGGGGAGGCCGAGGUAGAACCCAGGAGUCCCUCGAAGACGAGUAAAGGAGGGAUCCCGGAGUUGGAUGAGUUGACCAGACGCUUUGCGGCGCUGAAGAGGUAG
Messenger RNA from Aspergillus bombycis, 1155 nucleotides. RefSeq names its product DUF292 domain protein. The record is from RefSeq and is a predicted model, not a curated record. Gene Ontology annotation, biological process: protein transport. Bases 1 to 1155 code for a protein of 384 amino acids. The transcript is spliced from 2 exons. Lineage: Eukaryota; Fungi; Ascomycota; Eurotiomycetes; Eurotiales; Aspergillaceae.